Molecule: messenger RNA, 2237 nt
Organism: Thrips palmi
Lineage: Eukaryota; Metazoa; Arthropoda; Insecta; Thysanoptera; Thripidae
Gene: Tsp97E
Product: tetraspanin-31
Exons: 7
Coding region: 139-747 (202 amino acids)
Cellular component (GO): membrane
Source: RefSeq, a predicted model, not a curated record
ACGUGAUUACUUGUCUGUUUGUCCGACGUCAACGCGUCGUUCAUCUCGAGUCUUUUAGUGUUAAAGAUUGAACUAUUGCCGCUGCAUUAAAGCUUGACUUCAACUUACUUUGAUACUAUUGUUCCCUUUAAAUUAGCCAUGUGUGGAGGGUUUACGUGCUCGAAAAGGGCACUUGUUGCCCUUAACAUUCUUUACAUUCUUGUAGCAUUUCUUCUGAUUGGAGUAGCUUUGUAUGGCCGAACAUGCGCCCAAGUUGUUGAUCUGCCUAUUAUCGGUGGUAUUUUGGCGUGUGGUGUAUUCCUAAUCUUGAUUUCCAUACUUGGUCUUAUUGGUGCUGUGAAGCAUCACCAAGUUGUGCUCUUCUUUUACAUGGUGAUAUUGUUCAUGCUUUUCCUCGUCCAAUUCAGUGUAGCUUGUGCUUGCCUUGCUGUCAACAAGGAACAGCAAAGAAGCUGGGCUAAAUCGGGAUGGGACGGGGUAUCUGAAGAUUUCAAGAAGAAAGUGGAGGAAACAUUUUCUUGUUGUGACUUCGAAAAAUCUCUCAAUACGACCUCUGCUCCAAAGAAUUGCCCUCAGCCCCACAUGCAACCAUGUAUUGACAAACUUCAAACUACUAUAGACCACGCAUUCAAAUUGUGUGGCGGUAUUGGACUUUUCUUCAGCUUCACAGAGUUUGUUGGGGUUUGGUUGACUGUCCGCUAUCGCAACCAGAAGGAUCCUCGUGCUAAUCCCAGUGCUUUCCUUUAAAACGAACCUUCUUCUAAGAGGCCUUGGUAAUAGCAGCUUUGGUGGCAUGCCGAUACCGGAAUCAGUUUGAUCCAUCAGCAAGUUUCUUGUUCCCAAGAAGCAGAAUUUACUGAUGGGUGUGAAGUUUUAGUUUACUGAAUGACUGAAAUAUUUAUUUAGGUUGCUUGUUCAUGAGUGAGCAUAAUCUUGUCAUUUCUUUGUAACUGCAUUUACAACUGUUUACAACUGUGUGUUGUUGUUUUUUUUAAAUCUUAGUUUGCUUGUUUUUUUAUUGCUUUGAUCAGUUAGAUUUCUUUUUCAAAACACCCAUUGCCAAUAACUAACUAAGGUUUAAAAAUUCUUUCCAACCGUAUAUUUAAUGAAAUUAAUAUUCGAACAAAGCCUUAAAAUGUUGUUAGGCAGGUUGAAAACAUUUUGAUUUGCUUACCUGUUGCAACAUUGUUUCAAUUUUCAUUCCAAUGAAUUUUGGUAUGUAUCAAUCCAUUUUGUCUGUUAGGUCAUAGUUUGUUUUAAACUUUAAACAAAGCUUCAGGUAUUGGCCUGUCAUGUUACUCUGGAUAUCCUAGCAGAAAAUGAGUCAUUUUGAUCUGUUGUGCCAAAUAGUGCCAAAAGUAUGAGUGGAUGAUUAUGUUCAGCUGUUUUUAAAUCAAAUUGUGGAAAACAUAAACAAAACCUCAAAGGGUUGAUAACUGCCAUAUUCAAACCUUUUUUAAUGCAGUAAUGUUGGCACAAAACAUUAAGAAAUUGUGGCUUUUAAGUGAUAGCUGCUGACUUAGUAGCCUAGUACCAGCUGCUAACUUAGUGGCCUAGUACCUACAAAUAAUUAUAUGAAAAGUAUAUUUAAUUCUUAGCCAAAACUCCUAUGCGGAUGAUCUAAUUGUGUAUUAUUUUUCUGUUUAAGCUGUUUCCCUAUCUAUAUAAUUGUAAGCUUAUGUUGGAAGUAACCAAACAUUUUAUUUCAUGUGUAGCCUCCAUGUAGCUGUUUCGCUAGUAUUGAAGUGUAGUUGUAAUGGGACCAAUAUUACUGCAUCCUUGAGGUCCAUUCCUCAUUGCAUUAGAUACAAUAGUAUUUAGUUUAGUUCAGAAUUUACUGAACUGCUUUUCAUUUACUUGUUACACAGGGAUUUGUGUACUUAUUCCCCUCUGAAAGCUUAGGCUCCCCAAACUCCUUUAAAAAAUAAACAUUUUAUCUUCAGGGAGAUUUCCUAGUCAAAGUGGGUGCAACCUUUUCCUUGCCAUGUUACUCUCUAAGUAUGUGAAGCUUUGCUGCAUUCUCAUUUUAAAUGUAUGGUACAUGUUAAAAAUAGAUAAUCAGUGUAUCUAGAUGAAAGAAUCAACUAUCGAAAAUAAUUCUGUUCUGCUCUGUACAACUCAGUUCAUGUGUUGCAGUGUCUACUUUUAGGUACUUAGCAUUGUGAACUUGCUAAUCUAGUCAUCUAUAUGGUUUAAUUGUAUAAUUUGAAGAAUAAACGGGGUAUUUCCUCCUCACA